Messenger RNA from Rhineura floridana, 1179 nucleotides. It is a transcript of the gene FOXE1, whose product is annotated as forkhead box E1. The record is from RefSeq and is a predicted model, not a curated record. The transcript has a single exon. Gene Ontology annotation, molecular function: DNA-binding transcription factor activity, RNA polymerase II-specific; RNA polymerase II cis-regulatory region sequence-specific DNA binding. Bases 77 to 1156 code for a protein of 359 amino acids. NCBI's taxonomy places the organism in Eukaryota, Metazoa, Chordata, Lepidosauria, Squamata, Rhineuridae. Gene Ontology annotation, biological process: cell differentiation; anatomical structure morphogenesis; regulation of transcription by RNA polymerase II.
CCUAUCGCAAGGUCCGCCCGUCAUUUUCUCGGAACCUGCGACGCCGUCGCCGUCGGUCGCAGGGCCAGAGCCUGGGAUGACGGCUGAGAGCCCCCAGUCGUCGACGUGCGCAUCGGGCCAUACAGACUCCGAAACGGGGUCCGUGUCCAGGCUCCCCGCGCUGGUAAAGGUGGAGCCGCCUCCCCCUGGAGAGGCCUUGGAGCCGGAGCCGUCGGAAGAAGAGGUGGCAGCGGCGGGAGGAUCGCGCCCUGCCGGACGCCGCAGGAAGCGGCCGGUGCAGCGCGGAAAGCCCCCCUACAGUUACAUCGCUCUUAUCGCCAUGGCCAUCGCGCACGCCCCGGAGAGGCGCUUGACUUUGGGUGGCAUCUACCGCUUCAUCACGGAGCGCUUCCCUUUUUACCGCGACGGGCCCCGCAAGUGGCAGAACAGCAUCCGCCACAACCUCACGCUCAACGACUGCUUCAUUAAGGUGCCCCGAGAGCCCGGCCGGCCGGGUAAAGGCAGCUACUGGGCCCUCGAUCCACACGCCCGGGACAUGUUCGAGAGCGGGAGCUUCUUGCGCCGCAGGAAGCGCUUCAAGCGGAGCGACCUUUCCACGUACCCGGCCUACAUGCACGAGACGCAGGCCCAGCCCGUUGGGCCUCCCCUGAGCACGGCGUACGCGCCUCCCGCCGCCCUCUGCUACCCGUCCCAGCCGCCCCUCUUCAGUUUAGGCCCCCUGAUGGCGCAGCCGAGUCCGGAGCUGGCCCAGCAGCACAGCCCGGACAUAACACCCUCCCCUGGCAAUGCCUGCUCCUUCGCUGGAGCCGCAGCCUACUCCAGCCAAGGCUGCGCAGCAGGUCCUGGCCUCCACAGGCCCCACAACGCCAUGCCUUACGCCUACCCGCUCCCCGGUACCCAGCAGCUCCAGGUUAACCAAGGUACCUACUCGCAGAGCAGCAGCAACCACCUCUUUGGGGCCUCUGCCCGUCUAGGGAUGCCUACCUCGCCCCCACUUAGUAAUGACACUAUGGAUUUCUAUGGCAGGAUGUCUCCUGGCUCCUAUAGUUCCUUGGCUCAUGGGUACAAUGCCACUGGGCAGCUCGGUAGCCCUGGUGCCUACCUGCGGCAUGCCGCCUAUUCCAGCAACAUGGAAAGAUUUGUUUCUGCCAUCUGAAGCCAAGGAGGAACUUGGGUAGG